This is a messenger RNA of Plutella xylostella (diamondback moth), 5820 nucleotides long. It is a transcript of the gene pasilla, whose product is annotated as RNA-binding protein Nova-1-like protein passilla. Lineage: Eukaryota; Metazoa; Arthropoda; Insecta; Lepidoptera; Plutellidae. Gene Ontology annotation, molecular function: RNA binding. The record is from RefSeq and is a predicted model, not a curated record.
UGGUUUCGCGCCAUACACAGGCACACGGCCAUUAUCGACAAACGUUCAUGAAACGUGUAGACGUAAUAUAAUCAUAGUGUCACUCCUCUUAUUUUAGUAACUAUUCCAUUUGAAACAGAAAUCCCCUUGUUUUAGUUGUUUAAGUGUUAAGUGUAUCUAAAGAUGUUUAUUUAGAAUAGUGCUGCAUUGCAGACAAUUCUACGGCAAUUACGUAAUGGGAAUUAUGCUAGAGAAGUUAAAAGUUUUGCCCUGAAAUCCAAGAUGGCCGCUGACACAGGAAUGGACACUUGCCCUAGUCCGGAAAUCACGGACUCCAGGAAACGACCCCUGGAUGUAGACUCUGAAAAUGGAGAUGUCAAACGUUCACACUUUAGUUCGGUGCAAGACUUGGUGACGGCCUUGCCUCUGGCCAACGGCCAUGGCAAUAUUACGUCUCAUUUUGCAGUGGAGCCGACGUACCACUUCAAGGUGCUGGUGCCGUCCAUGGUGGCCGGCGCCAUCAUCGGCAAGGGCGGCGAGACCAUCGCCCAGCUGCAGAAGGACACCGGAGCGAGGGUCAAGAUGUCCAAGAGCCACGACUUCUAUCCUGGCACGACGGAGCGCGCGUGCCUGAUCACGGGCUCGGUGGAGGGCAUCAUGGUGGUGCUGGAGUUCAUCAUGGAGAAGAUCAAGGAGAAGCCCGAGCUGGUGAAGCCCUUCCCCGACGCCGCCGACGCCAAGAUGCCGCAGGACCGCGACAAGCAGGUGAAGAUCCUGGUGCCCAACUCGACGGCGGGCAUGAUCAUCGGCAAGGGCGGCAACUACAUCAAGCAGAUCAAGGAGCAGAGCGGCUCGUACGUGCAGAUCUCGCAGAAGGCCAAGGAGCUCAGUCUGCAGGAGCGCUGCAUCACCGUCGUGGGCGAGAAGGAGAACAACAAGAAGGCGUGCGUGAUGAUCCUGCAGAAGGUGGUGGACGACCCGCAGUCGGGCUCGUGCCCCAACGUGUCGUACGCGGACGUGGCCGGCCCCGUCGCCAACUACAACCCCACCGGCUCGCCCUACGCCGUGCCCAGCGGUGACGUCACUGAGAACCACGGGCUCGGCACAUCAGUGUCCUCAGUCCUGGUGAACGGAGCGGCGGGUAUCGGCGCGCUGUCUCUGACGCUGGCGCUCGGGCCGCCCGGGAGUGCCGCCCCCACGCCCAUCACGCAGCACACGCUUGAUCACAUCAAGGUGGCGCUCCGCCAGUCCGGCUACUCCGACGCCGGCAUCUCCGAGAUCAGCGCGGCACUAGCCCUGCUCGUCAAACACGGCGUCCUCGGGCUGUCGCUGCCGCAGCCCAUGCCGGCCGCGCCGCUCUCCGCCGCCUACUUCCCGCUGCCGACGCAGGAGCCCGGCGUGUUCGGACCCAUCGGACAAGUCGGACUCGGCGGCACGCGGGGCGGCUCGCUGGAGCGUUUCGCGGAGGUUGCAAUGGAGCUUCGGCCCGCAGCGGCGGUGGCGCCCAUCUCGCUGGGCGGCGGGUUCGCGGCGCCGCUGCUGCCGCUCAGCAAGAGCCCCACGCCCGCCGAGCAGGGCAAGGACACCAAGAACGUGGAGAUCGCGGAGGUCAUCGUCGGAGCUAUACUCGGUCCCGGCGGGCGCUCGCUGGUGGAGAUCCAGCAGAUGUCGGGCGCCAACAUCCAGAUCUCGAAGAAGGGCACGUUCGCGCCGGGCACGCGCAACCGCAUCGUCACCAUCAGCGGCGCGCCCACCGCCAUCGCCAGCGCCACCUUCCUCAUCGAGCAGAAGAUCCAGGAGGAGGAGCUCAAGCGCACGCGCCACAACCAGCUCUCGCUCAUGCAGUAGCCCCUGACACCUGUCACUGUGACGUCUGUCACACCGGCAGCUGUCACGCAGCCAGCUGUCAGCGCGAGCCAGGUGAAGGUUAGGUUAAAGUUUUCAAGGCAAUCGCUGUUAUAGGACGUAGGAGCCGCACCGCCCCGCGUCGCAGACGCUGCAAUAAUAAGCAUAAGUACAAGUGUCGCGCCGGGUGGCUCGUACUAAGUACAUUUUGUUGUAGUGUAAACCCUAGUUAUUCUAGUCAGAACACUGUUUAAUCACAGGAUCGUUUCCAUAGUCGCGGGGUCACUCGGCACCAUUAUAAUAAUUAUUAUAUAGAGAAAAAAAACUAAACAAGGGGGUUUGGAAUAAGUACACGGAUUUUUAAGUUACAUAUUUUAGAAGAGGAGUGGCGCGAGUUACCUGAGUGUAGUUAAGGGUAUAUUACGUUGUUUUAUUGUUUAAUAAUAACUGAGAGAGCUCGAUAGCGGGCGCAAGUGACGUCACGACACCUCGCCCUCUAUCGACAAAUAUUACCUAUUUACAAUUAAAUAUAUUAUUAUUAUUGCCUAUAUUGAUUUUAUGCAUGCAUACUAUAAAUAGAUAGUUUGAUUAUUAUAUACUUAUGUUUUCAUCGUGAUGACAAGUAAUUAUUUCAAAUCUGCCUAGCAGAGGUUUAUUGUUGUUUAAGGUAAUGUUAAUGAAAGUACGAUUGUGAUAACUCCUAUCACGGAAAUUCCUGUUCCAUACACAUUUUUAUUUUUGUAUAAUAUCACCCAAUUAUUUACACCGUUGAUUUCAUUGUACAUGUUACCAUAGAUAAGUUAUUGUUUUUAUUCCGAGGGACCGUCAAGGAGGUUUCACUGCCCGGGGCAGGCCUCCUCGCUGAUCCCUCGGGGUGUAGUUUACACAUUAUAUGUAUAUCUGUUAUCCAUGUUCCCAUUCACAUCAUAAAUGAUAGUGAGAUGUUGCUCAUUCACCAUUGACGCUUUAAUAUCUAAAAUUCAUUAUUAAGCAUAACUGUGAGAGCCAAAAAGUGUCCUAACCAAAGUUGGUAUGUUACGUUACUGAGUUAACUGAGUACAAUGUACGUGUUGGUCUUUCAAAGAUUUGUUUUUAAUUAUUGACGCAUCCGGUGAACUAGAAUCUGGUCAGUAGACGACGGGGCGCGGGCGACGUGUGUCCUGCACUAUGACGUCACGUCAUGACACUGUGUCGGUCGUCGCCCGUCGCCUUCUGUUUGUUGUCAUUCCUAAUUUUAUUGUCUCUCGGUGAAGAUCUUUAUUUUUUAUACGUUUUUAAAAAAGAUUCGUUUAUUUUAUUUUGUUAGUUUUCUGUUCGCGGUCUAAAUUACACGUUACGCUGUAAGUACAAUAUGAAGGAAUGUCCAUACGAGUUAGUAAAAAUAAUAUAUUUUGAAUUUAGAGAGCAGAUUUCUAUAUAUUAUUCAAGAAUAUGACAAUAUGAUAAUAGAUUCUUAUUUACAGUUAUAUUAAAGUUUAUUUUUGAAAUGUUCGCCAUUGUUUAGACGCGGUAGUUAAUUUGUCACUGUAGAGGUAAUGUUUUAACUGUGAUUGUUUUGACUUUGUCAAGGUACUUCGUGUCAGUUCCGCCCGCGCCGCCGCCCGUGUACUGUCGCGCACAUGUGGCCCACAGUACCGCUCGACUAUGUACAGUCGCGCACACGGGCCCGGGCGGCGGCGCGGGCGGGGGGCCGCCCUCAGGCGAGUCCUCGCUUAAACAUAGUUUAAGUUGUGUUUGUUUACCUCAGAAGUGCCAUGGUUAUGAGGGAUAUAACUAGUAACCAUCCUCAGUAGUCCGACCCGUGCUGGGCGCCAAAUAACUAAUAAUAAAUAUUCACCAAUAAACGACCCAAGCGCAUGCUUGUCGAUGAAAUGGAAUGAAGUACAAAACAAUGAAAUGAUAAAUAAAAACACUAAUAAUAAUAUUAUAAUCAAUUUCGGCUUAAAAGAGUUACGUACGAUAGUUAUAUUAUACUAGGAUUUGGAAUUGAGAUAUUUCUCGAGACCUCCGUAAUGUUAAAUAUAAAUAGUUAACAAAAGAAUGGUUUGUGAGUCCGCCGCGCCCCCUGGCGAGGCCGGCGUUGUUGUAGCGACGUAGUCACUCGUACAUUGUAGUUCGCAUUCUCGUAGCUAUAUUCAAUCUUUAUCGUAACUUAGGGUAUUGUUCAUUCUGGUGUUUCUCUCGGUCUUAGUAACUUGUGCAUGGCGGUGUCGAUAUCAGAAGUGUCAAUUAGCGGUGGGCUGAAUGUCGAUUACACUCGCUCAAUUCGUCGAUCUAUACUCGUUAGUGAACGUAGGUAAGUAUGUCAAUUAUCGAUCCGUUCGGACUUCGGGCCGUCUCCGGGUUACGAUCCUUUGCUCGUUCUGUCUUUCUCUUGCCUCUAUUGUUAGUGGGAGUGCCUCGACGCCCCCUACCUCAUAGUUAUCGGUGAAAAAUAGUUAUUAACAUUAUUAACACUAUAUGACUACGAAAUAGAUAAUUUAAUGAAAAAAAAAACACCGCAAAUAAAAUGUUAAUGUUGUUAUAUACCUGAAGUUGUUACAAAUAUUUGAGAGUAUAUUGUCGCGAAUACAAAAAUAAUAUUACAUAUUACAAACAUAGUGCGGUGGCGUGUGCCGGGUCGAGUAGGAGUAGGGGCUCUGUGAUAGCGGGAGUGCGCCCCCGCGGCCUCCGCCUGCAGUCCAAGCGAUGAACUCCAACACGAGUGCUGCUGUCAAUCCGUAAGUGACGGUUUUGUCCAGAAAAAGAAAGUUUUGUGUACAGUCAAGCGUAUUUUAGCUAAGAGAGACGCGUCGGUAUCCAACAGUCGAAGGAAAAAUUGGGAUUUGGAAAUUUGUAGGUGCGUUGCGCCAUCUAUCGGAAAGAAAUGAAGUUAGGUUCCGUGUGAAGUUAGGAUAUUAUUGGAUUAGGAUGGGUAAGGGAUGGUUGAGGUCGGCGAGUGGAGACGGAGCCGGCACGCGGGCGCCGCCGCCGCCGCUCCACACUCUGCCGUAGUGUAGCGCCGUUACAGAUAAGGAAUUUCAAUGUUGUUAGGCUAAGUUAGCUAGUAAUUAAUCAUUCUUCAUUCUACAGAGUUACGGUGGGAAGGUUACGGUAAGACGGGUGAGGCGUCUCAUCCUCCCUUUAAUUUAAUAGCUAAAUGUUGUUGACUUUGUUGAUAGAGUGGUUUAUUGUAAUGAGUAUAGUUUAGAAGGGGAGCCGCGCGGGAGGGGGGGCCGGGGGGAGCCGCACUGUCUGUAUAUACUUGCAUGUUACAUUCGUUUCAUUACGUUCUUCUCCUUGCUCAUUGUCAUCAAUCGAUUAAAGACUGAGGAAUCAACUUGCGCAUAUUGACAUCGUCACGAACGCGUCCCAAACGGUAGGGAAAUUGUAAUAUAAAUAAUUGUUUAUCGUCAUUAAAUUGUUCACCGGGCUCCCCGUUGUUGUCCACCCGCCCCGGCCGCCGCCCGCCCGCGCUGGGCGCCGCCCCCGCCUGGGCGCCGCCCUCGCCUGGGCGCCCCCGCGGCCCGGGCGGCGCCGCACGCGCUGCAGUCGUUGUCUCAUCAACUAUACACAUGUUGAGAUUGAUAUGUUAUUGUAAUUCUAUUGAAUUAUAUCUUGUUGCGUAUAAUAAGUACGUAUAGUGGGGACACGCCUCCGUACGGUAUCAUAAUAUGUUGAACGUUUUGUUUCUGUAAAAAUUCAGUGAUGGUUUUUUAUUUCAUAUUUUUUUGUUAACUUGGUUUACGAUAAACGGGUCUGCAAUGUUAUGUACGAGAAAUAAUAAUUAUUAAGUUUUGAAUUAAAAUUGGAAUUAGUCAAUGUUUAAAUAUUAUUUAGUCGUAAUUAUCAGAUUGAUUUUAAAAUGAAAUGUUAUUUUGCAAUGUUGUAAAUGAUAAGAGGUUCAUGUGAACGGAUACAAUGUCUAAGUGUGUUUCAAAAGCUCUGAAAUCCAAUUAAAAGGUACCUUGAACAUUGUCUAUAUUAUAUUAACAUUAAAUAAAUGCAAAACGAUUA